This is a messenger RNA of Nelumbo nucifera (sacred lotus), 435 nucleotides long. RefSeq lists its product as uncharacterized. The record is from RefSeq and is a predicted model, not a curated record. Lineage: Eukaryota; Viridiplantae; Streptophyta; Magnoliopsida; Proteales; Nelumbonaceae.
AUGGCGUCAAGAACCAGGGCAAGGAGGCUGUCCUUGGACUUGAUCCAGAAGGCGGUCUCAGACAUGUCUUCUGAAAUGGGUAUAUCCAAGUACAUGGACCUCAGGAUCCCCUCUCAGUCCGCCAUUACCGGUAACGAUGUGAGAGAGGUCGAGUGCGAGUGCUGCGGCCUCUUUGAAGACUGCACCCGUGGCUACAUCCGGCAAGUUAGGGACCGGUUCUGUGGAAGGUGGGUAUGCGGCCUGUGCUCAGAGGCUGUUAGAGAGGAGUCUCAAAGAAUUGGCCAAGCACACCAUUUUAUACAUGAAGAAGCUCUAUAUGCACACAUGAAAAUCUGCCAAAGGUUCAACAAAUUUAUCAGAGCGAACCCAGCCAUGUCCCUUGCUGAUUCAAUGACUCAAAUAUUAAAGAAAAGCUCCAGGAGGAAUGAUGUUUAA